CUUUCACUCCACUCCACUACACCUAGUCAAAAAAAUAAUAAUAUUAUAAUAAAAAAAAUAGAUUCCGUUACUUCCUUCACAUUCAUUCUCCUACUCAUUCUCCUCUCACUCUCCGCCGCCGCAAAUAGGAAUCUCCGGCGUAGUAAAAGCGGUAGGGUUAGGGUUUUCAUCAGCGAAAAUAUGGAAGGUGUAAUUGGUCUUGUUAACAAAAUACAGAGAGCUUGUACGCUUCUAGGUGAUUACGGUGAUGAUCGGACUUUGCCUACUCUUUGGGAUGCUCUACCUACUAUCGUCGUCCUCGGUGGACAGAGUUCCGGGAAGUCGUCGGUGUUGGAGAGCAUUGUUGGACGGGAUUUUCUCCCUAGAGGAUCAGGGAUUGUAACAAGAAGGCCAUUGGUUUUGCAACUUUACAAGACUGAGCCAGGACAGCAAGACUAUGCACAGUUUCUUCACACAGGAAAUAGAAAGUUUCUUGAUUUUGCUUUGGUAAGAUCAGAGAUUCAGGAAGAAACUGACAGGGUGACUGGCAAGACCAAACAGAUUUCUCCUCUUCCUAUUAAUCUCAGCAUCUACUCUCCAAAUGUUGUCAAUUUGACUUUGGUAGAUUUACCUGGUUUAACAAAGGUUGCUGUUGAGGGACAGCCUGAAAGUAUAGUUCAGGAAAUUGAAGAUAUGGUUCGCUCAUAUGUUGACAAGCCAAAUUGUAUUCUUUUAGCUAUUACCCCGGCCAAUCAGGAUAUUGCAACAUCUGAUGCUAUAAAGAUUGCUAGAGAAGUUGACCCAACUGGUGAACGUACAAUUGGUGUGUUGACAAAGCUUGAUUUGAUGGACAAAGGAACAAAUGCUUUGGAUGUUCUGGAAGGAAGAUCUUAUCGGUUACAACAUCCUUGGGUUGGACUUGUCAAUCGUUCACAGGCCGAUCUCAAUAAAAAUGUCGAUAUGGUUGUUGCAAGGCGUAAGGAACGUGAAUUUUUUGCUACAAGUCCCGAGUAUGGACAUUUGGCCAAAAGAAUGGGUUCAGAGUAUCUAGCAAAACUACUCUCAAAGCACCUAGAGUCUGUGAUCAAGGCCCGUAUACCAGCCAUUUUGUCUUUGAUCAAUUCAAGCAUUGAUGAGCUUGAAGCAGAAAUGAGUUAUCUAGGGAAACCUGUUGCUAUUGAUGCAAGCGCGCAGUUGUAUGCCAUACUAGAGCUGUGCCGUGCUUUUGAUAGGAUUUUCAAGGAGCAUCUUGAAGGAGGGCGGCCAGGAGGAGAUCGCAUUUAUGCGGUUUUUGACUGCCAGCUCCCUGUUGCUUUAAGAAAGCUUCCGCUGGAUCGUCAUCUCGCGAUGCAAAAUGUUAGGAAGGUUGUAUCUGAGGCAGAUGGAUAUCAACCUCAUUUAAUAGCACCAGAGCAAGGUUAUAGACGGCUUAUUGAUGGUGCUCUUAAUUAUUUCAGGGGUCCUGCUGAAGCCUCAGUGGAUGCAGUCCACUUCAUCUUGAAAGAGCUGGUGAAGAAGUCAAUAGGGGAAACUCAGGAACUAAGACGCUUUCCAACUCUUCGAUCAGAGAUAGCUUCAGCUGCAAUUGAAGCAUUAGAGCAGUUCCGCGGUGACAGCAAGAAGACUGUUCUGCGGAUGGUGGAAAUGGAAUCCUCGUACCUUACUGUUGACUUUUUCCGGAAACUUCCACAAGAUGUGGAUAAGGGUGGAAGCCCGACUGCUUCAACUGCUGACCGUUACACAGAGGGGCACUUGCGUAGGAUAGGCUCAAACAUUUCCUCAUAUGUUGGUAUGGUGUCUGAUACUUUAAGGAAUACAAUACCAAAGGCUGUGGUUUAUUGUCAAGUUCGGGAAGCCAAGCGUUGUUUACUUGAUCAUUUCUAUACGCAACUGGGCAAAAUGGAGGGUCAUAAGCUCUCCCAUUUACUGGAUGAAGAUCCAGUCUUGAUGGAGAGAAGGCAGAAAUGUUCAAGAAGGCUUGAGCUUUACAAGUCUGCUAGAGAUGAAAUAGAUUCAGCAUUGUGGGAAAAAUGAUGUGAAAGGGUACAUAGUUUGCAAACUAGUUAGAAAAUGUUCUUUUUGCUCUAAACCUAGGCUUUUCAAAGCCAUAGCAUCAAGUUAUGGGUUUAAACUAAGAUACAUUAUUAAUGGUUUUGAAUUUUGAACGAUGCUCACCUUUUACCAUUGGCAGUGUAUGAAUUCUACCGGAUUCAAUUAGCUACUUUACGAA
Capsicum annuum is the source of this 2209-nucleotide messenger RNA. Its product is annotated as phragmoplastin DRP1E. Gene Ontology annotation, molecular function: microtubule binding; GTP binding; GTPase activity. Bases 181 to 2013 code for a protein of 610 amino acids. The record is from RefSeq and is a predicted model, not a curated record. Lineage: Eukaryota; Viridiplantae; Streptophyta; Magnoliopsida; Solanales; Solanaceae. Gene Ontology annotation, cellular component: membrane; cytoplasm; microtubule. The transcript is spliced from 15 exons.